UGUUUACUAUAUUGUUUUGAUAAUUUUUUGUCAACAAAACCAACUCGUUUGUUGAGGAUAAAGAAAUACUUCGAAUAUAAUGUAUACUCAAAUGCCAUUUAUCAAUAAUGGUAUAUAUUUAUAGAUAUUUCGAAUAACUUAUUAGUUAAUAAGAUCUGAAGCAGAAUAUAUUAUUAUAUACAUAUUUUUUAAAAUGAUAUUCUGUUUACAUGAAACUAAUUGGUUUUAUGUUUUCUUCACUGAGUUCUGCUUUGUUUACGCAGUCAGUGGAAAUUUACCAGUGUACCUCAAUUUAACAGAUGAAUGCUUUGGUAUAAUUGAUAACGCUGAACUAAAGAUUUAUGGACAUAGAGCUAUAGUUGAAUGCCAAGAAGGAUAUGAUCUUGAAGGAUCUUCAGAUAUUAGUUGCUUAAACGGUCGCUGGAGACCUAAACCUCGAUGUGUACCGAGGUGCUUAGUACCUCCACCUAUAAGAAAUGGCACUGUAACUACAAACGAACAGAAAGACUAUCAGGGACUCUACCCAAAGGGAACAGUCGCCACUUACAGUUGUUCUGAAGGAUUUUAUUUAAUUCCUUCUGAAAGCAAACUGAGAGUUUGUGAAGAAGGAAUUUGGACAGGAUCAGAUGCUAAAUGUUUCAAACAACAUAACUCUAGAGCAGGGUGUGAGAGACCACAAGAAGUGACAAAUGGUUAUUAUGUAUUCGAGAAACAUGGUCAACUCGAUCCAUUUGGUGUAGGACAAAGGCUUCAUUAUAGUUGUCGAGAGGGUUUUAUUUUGGAAGGUAGUCCAGUACAGCAAUGUCUAGAAAAUGGGGAUUGGUCUCCGAAAAUUCAACCUAUUUGCUGGAAACCAAUGACUGAUCUGAACUUACCCUGUGGGGAAGCACCGUUUGUACCAUUCAGCGCAGCAACGGUAGUGAAGGGGAGAAAAACAGAAGAAUCUGCGGAUCCAGAAACAGUCAUAGAGAUAAGAUGCCAAUCAAUUUUUCACGACGGUUUUGUUAGACAUAUAGCAACCUGCCAACCUUCCAAACUGACUUGUAUAGCGGGGAAAUGGAGAUGGAUUGGGAAGAAACCUGACUGUGGGCCAAACGUUGGUUGCCCUUCACCCCCCUCUGUGAAUCAUGCAACUGCUUCUCUCAUUUCCGGCUACAGAACUUCUCUUGGAUACCCCAUAAAAGCGCAAGUUUCUUACAAGUGCCUUCCUGACUACAUUCUUGAGGGAAAUGGACUGCUGACCUGUUUGGAAGGAGGCUGUUGGUUUCCUUCUAUACCUCCAAGCUGCAUUAGUGAUAAUGAUUAUACUGAAUACAAUGCUUUGAACGCCUUUCUGAUAUCAAUUGUUACUGGAGCAGUGGUAUUGAGCUCAUUGCUGGUUAUAUGUUUACUGGUGUUCUACAGACGCAAGAGGCAAAUAAUGAGAGAGUUGGCUCUUCCACCCACAGUGCAGGGUCCGGAUAUGGGAGAUCAUGCAAUACUUCUUCAGCAACCAGAUAGAUUAGCCCUGAUUGCAUUUGCUGAAGGACAAAGGAAUAGCCUUCCUACGUAUGACGAAGCUGUGAGAGAUAGACCACCGAAUUAUUUAUCUUCGGGAAGAUUGCCCCCACGACCUCAGUGGCAACAUAUAACUGGAAGGCGAAGCAGAAAUUCGCCAAACUCCGAUCUAUUGCACAGUGGUCGACAUGGUUCUUUUGUGUCCCACACGCCUAGUACCAGAUCUGCCGGAGACUCCAUGGGUUCCACGGACACCAUGGCCAUUUCUGAAAAUUCAACGAAUGUUACAUUGGACACUGUAUCUUCUCACAGCGGAUCUCAAGCACCUUCAUGCAGAGCUCACUGUGGGAGCCUAGCUUCAUUCGAUACUAGUUCAGUAAUUAUUACAGAAGAUGUUCCGCUUUUAGAAGAGAGCGAGCUUGAAGAAGUGCCAGUAUGUGAUACGAUUUCCCUGAUGUUAGAAAGUCCCUCCAUUCAAGAUAAUGCUUCCCAAAAAAUAUCAGGAUCUACAGCUGAGGUUCCCUAGUAGUGGAUUCUAACGAAAUUCUUUGUUGCCCAAAUAAGAUGAAGAAGAAAUACGUUAUGUGAUUGACCAAUAUUUUUGCUUACCUGUUGAUUAUUGUAUUGAUUUAAUGUACUGGACUGAGUGUAUUAUUGAUGGUUAUAUUUUUCUAUCAUGACAGAUGAAUUUAUUUAAUGAGUGUUAUGUAAACUUGAAUAGUAUUAUGUGUUGAGAUGAAUAAAUAUGUAUUAGCAAUG
Coccinella septempunctata (seven-spotted ladybird) is the source of this 2256-nucleotide messenger RNA. RefSeq names its product sushi, von Willebrand factor type A, EGF and pentraxin domain-containing protein 1-like. The transcript has 7 exons. The coding region runs from base 194 to 2023 and encodes 609 amino acids. NCBI's taxonomy places the organism in Eukaryota, Metazoa, Arthropoda, Insecta, Coleoptera, Coccinellidae. The record is from RefSeq and is a predicted model, not a curated record.